UACUUUUAAAUAUGAGUAAAGUUUACAAAUCAGAGGCAUUUAUAGUACCAGUUUCUAAUCGUGAAGUUAAAAAUGACAAUAAUGUGAUCGAUGAUGUGAAAAUUUCAAAAAUGAAAAAUGAAGAAAAUUUAAAAAUUGAAAGUAGUGAUAAAAAUAUAAAACAUGAAGUUGUGCAUAGUGCGGAAUCUACUUAUGAUUUACCGGUUAUUAAUAAUGAUAACGCAAAUAAAAAAUUAAAAUUUAAUGACACAGACGACAAAGAAAUGAAACCCAGCCAAGAAGUGAUUUAUGAUGUGCCACUUUCUCUUUUGAAAAACAAAAAAUUACAACCUGCUGAGUUUCAUAAUCAGUUAGCUCAAAAAGACGAUAAGAAAAAUUAUUUUAUUAAUAGUAAUAUGUAUAAUGCUAUUGAUGAGCCUAUUUAUGAGGUACCUUAUUCAUCUUCAAGUUAUGAAAAGCCAAGAUACUCAAAAUAUCGUGAACACUUUGAAACUGCUGAGUAUGUUACAUCAAAAUUAUUACCGAAACAAAAUGUCAUUAAUAAUAACAAUAAAUAUCUUUUACCUAAGCCACCGAUGAGAACAAGUAGUUUGAUGUCGAUUGAUGAGCGUGAUGAAACUCCUGAAGACUGUAUCGAUGAAUUAUGUUGUCAUGGAAAUAAAAAUGGUUGUACAACAACAACUAAACGUCCAGAAGCAGUUACUGAAGAAAUAUUUGAAAUAAAUUGGAUGAAAAGAUUGGAGCAAUUGCGGGCGAGAGAAGCUGUUAUAAAAGAUAAAGAAGUUAUGCUAUACGACAGAGAAAAGUUACUGUUUAAAAAAGAAAAGGAAUUAAGAAUUCUCGAAAGAUUACUUAAAGAUAAACUAAAUCAUGCAGAACUAUAUUUGAAGCGAAAAUCUCAAAUUAUUGAUACAAUCAAUUUAAAUGAUAUUGAAAAUAAAUUUACCGAGUUUUCUAAAGCCCCAUCAUACUCUUCAUCGAAAAGCGGUGUAAGUACACAAUUAAGUUCAACUGAAAGUUUGGAGUCUUAUCCGCAAUCAGAUAAAAUAUUGACUGAAGUUUCUGCGCAAACAGAUUUUAAAUCCUGCGGUUCAUCGACGACGGGACUAAAUUUUUCAGAUAAUAACCACAUGAAAAAUCCACCUAAUUCACGGAGCUCUCUUGUGACUGUCAAUAUCGAAUCAUUACAAUCACAGGCAUCAAGAUUGGAAAAUGCAUCAUCGAAUUUAGUGAGCAGAAAUACAUUACCAAUAAGUGCUUACAGUAGUUGUAGAAGCAAACCAAGACAAAAAAUGACUUACGAUGACUUGGAUUCAACUCUUUCAGCUGAUAUUGGUGAUUCAUCGCUAGUUAUAACUUCAAGAAAAUUUGAUCCAGAAAUAUUUAAGAAAACUUAUAUUCUUACUAGAUCAUCCAGUGAACGCCAUCAAAAAAUUAUAAAUCAUAAAAUUCCUGAGUGUAAUUAUGAAAAUGAAAAAACUCUAAAACGUAUAAGUGAUAAUAUUAUAAAUUCUUAUGAUAAAAACACUAAAUUUCAAAAUUAUGGUUUAAUUGAUCUUAGAGUUGCAGAUGGAAAAAAAAGUGAUAACAUUAGUGACAAUAAUAUAAACAAAAGAUAUUCUUAUUUAGAUCUUGAAGAUGGUAAAACAUCUAAAGGAAGUCUUAGAGUUAAAAUAGAUAAGAAAUUGCCGAAAGAUCGUCCAAUAUCCUGGAAUGAAGAAUCUAACGAGUGGUUACAAAAAAAAAGACAAGCUUAUAAUUUGCAAACUGCUAAAAAAAUGGCAACUGAAAGUUUUAGUAAUAAAGAAAAUUAUAGUAGUCACUUGAAAUUAAAUUCAAACCAAACACUCAAAAAAAAUUCUAAAGAAAAAAAAUUUAGCAUAUUUCGCUGAUUUUUGUCUUCAUUUCAAUCAUACCGAAAAUAGCAAAUAUCUAAGCGAUUUGUAUUUUAAAUAAAAAAAUUAUUCGUAGAGUAAAAAUUUUUAA
This is a messenger RNA of Cotesia glomerata, 1986 nucleotides long. RefSeq lists its product as uncharacterized. NCBI's taxonomy places the organism in Eukaryota, Metazoa, Arthropoda, Insecta, Hymenoptera, Braconidae. The record is from RefSeq and is a predicted model, not a curated record. The transcript has a single exon. The coding region runs from base 12 to 1892 and encodes 626 amino acids.